Messenger RNA from Cucumis sativus (cucumber), 1912 nucleotides. Its product is annotated as berberine bridge enzyme-like 18. Gene Ontology annotation, molecular function: oxidoreductase activity; FAD binding. The record is from RefSeq and is a predicted model, not a curated record. NCBI's taxonomy places the organism in Eukaryota, Viridiplantae, Streptophyta, Magnoliopsida, Cucurbitales, Cucurbitaceae. The coding region runs from base 94 to 1725 and encodes 543 amino acids. The transcript is spliced from 2 exons.
CACAUUAAGAAACUAAUAUCUAGUUCCAGUUUCCAUGCAAAUUAAUGAGAAUAAAUAGUGGAGCUCUCAAUCACAAAAUUUUCCAACCAAACAAUGAAGUUUUCUCUAUUACUCCCUCUUUCCCUUGCCUUUAUCGCUGUAUGUUCAUCAUCUUCAGUAUGGCCUUCAGCUUCUUCUCAUGUAAACCACGAAGAGUUUCUUCAAUGUCUUCUCCAUCACUCUCCACAUUCUAAAUCCAUCGCCAAACUUGCUUACACUCCCAUCAACACUUCUUACUCAUCAGUCUUGAACUUCUCCAUUAGAAACCUCAGAUUCUCAAUUCCCAACACCCCAAAGCCACUCUUCAUCAUAACCCCUACAAAUAUUUCCCACGUUCAAGCUGCCGUAAUUUGCUCCAAAUCGCACGGCCUUCAAAUCCGAAUCCGAAGCGGUGGUCAUGACUUCGAAGGUCUAUCUUACGUCGCCUAUCACCCAUUCAUCAUAGUUGAUCUUAUCGAUCUCAGUUCGGUUACCAUCGAAGUCAAACAAAGUACUGCAUGGGUUCAGUCAGGGGCUACUCUAGGCGAACUUUAUUACAGAAUUGCUGAGAAAAGUCGAACCUUGGCUUUUCCAGCAGGUAAUUCUCCAACUGUUGGUGUUGGUGGGCACUUCAGCGGCGGUGGAUUCGGGACGUUGCUAAGGAAAUAUGGUCUUGCAGCGGAUAAUGUGAUAGAUGCUUAUUUAGUUGAUGCAAAUGGAGUGUUUCAUGAUAGAAAGUCAAUGGGGGAGGAUUUGUUUUGGGCCAUUAGAGGCGGUGGCGGAGGGAGCUUUGGAAUCGUCGUGGCAUGGAAGGUGAAGCUGGUUCCGGUUCCGGCUACGGUUACAAUUUGCACAAUUAGCAGAACUUUGGAGGAAGAAGCAAUCAAGCUUGUAGAUCAGUGGCAAUAUGUGGCCAACAAAUUGGAUGAAGAUCUAUUUCUUGGCAUCAAUUUGCUUGGUGGAAAAAUUUCAGCUCAAGGAGACAAAAUAAACCCAAUAGCAUUAUUCUUCUCUUUGUUUCUUGGAAAGGCAGAUGAACUUAUGGCAAUCCUAAACAAAACAUUUCCCCAAUUGGGUUUAACAAAAGAAGAAUGCAAAGAAACAAGUUGGAUUGAAUCAGUUGUUUAUACAGGCAAUGGGCUUCAAAUUGAAGAUCAACCCUUGGAAGUUUUGCUCAAUAGAACACCUUUAGCCACUGGAAACAUCAAAAUGAAAUCUGAUUAUGUUAAGGAACCCAUCCCUAAAGCUACAAUUGAGGAAAUAUGGCAAAGAUUAGAAUCUCAAGAUAUAGAAGGAGCAAACCUUGUAUUUGUCCCAUACGGAGGGAGGAUGAGUCAAAUUUCAGACUCGGAAAUUCCUUUCUCGCAUAGAGCUGGAAAUCUAUACAAGAUUGGCUACCUUACUGGAUGGUUUGAGCCAGGUGUGAAUGCAGAGAAGACACAUCUAAAUUGGAUACGAGAUAUUUAUGGUUACAUGACUCCUUUUGUUUCAAAAUCUCCUAGAGCUGCAUAUGUCAACUAUAGAGACCUUGAUAUUGGAUCAAACAGUAAGUAUGGAAAGACAAGCUACAAGCGAGCUCGUGUUUGGGGUUUAAAGUAUUUUGGUAACAAUUUUAAUAGGAUGGUAUAUGUUAAAAAUAAAGUGGAUCCUUACAAUUUCUUUAGGCAUGAACAAAGCAUACCCGUUCUCCUUAAACAUAAAAUUUAGUAAUGUUUGAAGGAUAUGAGCUUGAGGAUGUAUUUGGUUUUAUGUCUAUUCUAAACUAUGUCCCAACCAAUUAUUGUGGUAACAAAUUAAAGUAAGAGCUUUGUAAGCGUAUGUCUGCCUAACUACACCUUUCUAUCUGAUAUCUGCAAUCACAAUAAAUGAAUUAUUCUUGUAGCUUGUUACUUAA